Molecule: messenger RNA, 2169 nt
Organism: Sphenostylis stenocarpa
Lineage: Eukaryota; Viridiplantae; Streptophyta; Magnoliopsida; Fabales; Fabaceae
Source: the annotation of a GenBank genome assembly
AUGAUUCCUUUUUCUUGUCUGCUUUCGCUGCUCAUUAUCCCCUACACGCCAUUCUCCUCCUCUUCUCCAACUCGUUUCCUCUUCCAAAUUUCCCUUCCAUCUCACAAACACAAUCCUCCGCACUCUGCACUUUCACUUCCACAAUUUCCCGCCAGGUCGUCGUCGAGCAAUUCCAACUUGGAGGUUGAUUUCAACGAUGUGUUUGGAGGCCCGCCGCGGCGGUCAUCGAUAAACGAAGCGCGGCAGAGUUUGAGCGAGUUGAAGGAUUGGAGCGACGAGGAAGGGGAAAGAGGUUGGUGUAGGUGGCCGCCGGAGCGGGAGAAACCGGUGUUUGGAGAGGAUAGUGGAAACCGGAGGCGUCACGCGAACAAAAACAGCGACUUCUUCGAUGACAUAUUCGGAGGGGAGGAGUCGGCGAGUGUGUGUUCCACGCCAAAGAAGCGCGUUGGGGACCCUUACACGUUCUCUCGAGUGUCCAGUCCUCUGCCUCCCGCGGCUGAUCCCUUUGAUGCCUCUCUCCCUAUUCCAUUCAGCCUUCCAGCCAAAUUGACAUAUGGAGUGGACCUUCCAACCUUUGGUUCCCCCACAAGGAGUAACAACAUCAACGAUGGUAUUGUAGCUUCAAAUGGACUAGGCCUUUCAGAUUCUCAUUCAUCCAGAUUUUCAACCCAGCGAAAGGAGUUGAAAAAGGAUUUAAAACCUUACCGACAAAGUCUUCUAUCACAGGAGUUUUCAAACUCGAGCACAUCUGAUAAAGCAGACAAAGGAAGCAUCAUGAAACAGGACAUAUCUAUUAGGGAGGUUUCACCUAGUGCUAGUAAUGGUCAAUUCCAUUUCUCAAUAUACAAAUGGGCAAGUACAGGUGUGCCAAUGGUGAUGCCUAUUAGGACAGAGAGAGCCUCAAGGGCUAAGGAUAAGGAUAAGGUUAAACUUGAGAGAAGCUCAAGUGCUAAAGAAUGGAUGGUCAGUGAGAUUACCACACAAAAUCCUAUAGCAUACAAUGGUUCAUCUGUCAUGAAUAAUAGACAAGAUGUGUCAACUACUUUCACAACCAAUGAAAAUGGAGCAGAUUCAAACCAGAUUGUAGAACAAAUAGUUUCUGCCAAGGCUCAGUCAGAUACAUCAUGCAACCCUCAAACUGUUACCAUAGAUGUUCCCGCUAGUUCUAUCUCGCGUAACUCUAGAGCAGUAGAAUCAAGUACUCGUUCUACAGGCAAGAACGGCUUCUCUGGAGAAACUGGGGCAGUAAGGGAAACCCAGAAGCUUGAGUCCAAACCAUUACAGUUUCUGUUCAAGGAAAAUGAUAAGAAACAAGAUAAUGUUCAGAUGAUAACAAGGGAGAAAGGAGAAAACAGGAUGAAAACCACAAAAAAACUGUCUGCUGUUUUUGAAGUUACCGUGAAUCCCAUUAAACAAGAAGAAAAGAUAGUUUCCUUGAUGGAUGUAGGACAUAGCAAAGCGACUUCCCAGGGUUCAGUAAGCUUAGGUGAGAAUAUGGGGAAAGGCCUAGUUAAAGGAAAGGUCAAAGAAUUCACUCGAAUUUUCAACCAAGAAACUGUAACCAAACCAAAAGUUGACUCCAAAUGUCGACCUCCGGGUUCUACAUACAAGCAGAGAGAGGCUUUAAGGACAAAGAAUGAAGUGGAAAGUGGGCCUGAACAAUCCAAGAAGGAGAACUCUGGCAUAGAGACCACCAACAUAUCUGCUAAUAAUUUGUCUCAUCGAGAGGAUAUAUCAGAACCAGCAAUUCCUGAUAUAUCAUUUGAAGUUAUCGGAGAUAAAGACGAGUCCUUCCAUGGGAGUUUCAUGAUACAAGUAUUGGCCCAAGUUGAGGGUGAGGAGGACUUACAAAACCAGGAAAAUAAAGAAAUCCAAAUGAUUGACAAGAAGAUAAAACAGUGGUCUAAAGGGAAGGAAGGAAACAUACGAUCCCUGCUAUCGACAUUACAAUAUGUACUUUGGACCGAGAGUGGAUGGAAGCCUGUGCCUCUUGUUGAUAUAAUUGAAGGGAACGCAGUGAAAAGAUCUUAUCAAAGAGCUUUACUCUGUCUGCAUCCCGAUAAGUUGCAGCAAAAGGGUGCUACUUUAGACCAAAAAUAUAUUGCAGAAAAAAUUUUCGAAAUUUUACAGGAGGCAUGGACUCAAUUCAGUAUGCUAGGUGCACUCUAA